Nelumbo nucifera (sacred lotus) is the source of this 1167-nucleotide messenger RNA. RefSeq names its product GATA zinc finger protein. NCBI's taxonomy places the organism in Eukaryota, Viridiplantae, Streptophyta, Magnoliopsida, Proteales, Nelumbonaceae. The record is from RefSeq and is a predicted model, not a curated record.
CAGAAGCUUCACAACACUUCCCACUAGACUUGGUGCCCACCAAAACCAUCUUCUUCUCUCGUAUACUUCCCACUCACUCAUGGAUCCUGCAAAGCAAUUUUUCUUGCUUUUCCUACUCUUCCUCAUCUCCUCUGUUCAAAUUCAGGCCAGGGAAAUCAAAUUCUUUAACCGGGUCUCCCAUUACACCACCAACAACAACAAGAACAACAGCAACAAUGGAAAGGAGACUGAGCUCCCCAAGAAGGAAGAAACUCCAAGUAAAGAAGACGAGGAGCCGAGCUUCACCCCAGAGAGCGAAAACGGGUAUGGCCUCUACGGUCAUGGCUCAGGACAGCUCCCACCCACCACCGACAAUGAUGCAUACUACACUACUGGCAACCUCCGAGCAGAGAAGACCACCACCAGUGAAUACAAUAAUGGUGGAAACUACGAGUACAAGCAGUUCAACAAGCGCUACCCCAACAACUUCUACAGCACAAACAAUGGCUAUGAGACCAAGCAACAAGUAGGCUUAGAAGGAACAAGGUUCACAAGCACAGAAUACCUCAACAACAACAACAAUGGCUACGAGACCAAGCAGCAACAAACCAUGGGCGGAGCAAGGUUGGCAGACACAAGCUACCUCAACAACAACAACAACUACCACUACAGCAAUAACAACAACAAGUACAGAAACAAUGGAUAUGCGACCGAGCAGCAGGGAAUGAGCGACACACGGUUCCUGGAGGGCGGUAAGUACUUCUACGAUAUGAAAAAGGAGAGUUCUUAUCCCAGUGGAUACGGAUGGCAGAAGGGAAGCAGUGAGGGUUUGGGCUCCUCCAGGAACACGUACAACUAUGGAGGUUACAAUGGCAACAACAAUGAGAAUGGGUUUGAGUACAACAACUCCAUGGAAGGAUACCAGAACCAGGAGGAUCAGUACCAAGAGAGCCAGGAAGAGUAUGAACCAUGAUUUCUACGUGGGUGGUGUUCAAUCACAUUUUAUGAUUUAGUAUUUAUCCUUGAAACAUUAGGGUUAUGUUUGUUGGUGAUGUUUUGUAAUGUCGUUUUGUGUUUGCUAUUACAUUUUCUGAUUUGCAGACCAAAAUACAGAGAGCUUCAAUUCUCAACUUGUAUUUGGGGGGGAGAGAAAUAUUCAAUAAAUGUAUAUUAUUAGAGCUUACUUAC